Messenger RNA from Fusarium venenatum, 2919 nucleotides. The record is from RefSeq and is a predicted model, not a curated record. NCBI's taxonomy places the organism in Eukaryota, Fungi, Ascomycota, Sordariomycetes, Hypocreales, Nectriaceae.
AUGUGGUUCCAGCUUAUCGCCUUGGCGACACUGCUGCCAAACUCGAACGCAUUCAGUGUCACAACGAGCAACGAUGCAAACACUCUGGCGGCUGCAAUAUUCGGCCAGGGCAUAACUAUUCUCCAAGCAUCUUUCUCAGGUGCAUCAGUUAGUUCUGGAACGUUUGCCGAUGGACCUUUCGGUAUCGGGAGUGGUGCGAUACUCACUUCUGGUGCUGCUAUUGGAGCUCUACCCAACGGUGACCACUAUGUCAACAAUGGAGCACCUGGUUCGGACACCUAUUGCGGUUCAAACACUUUCAACGCUGCUUUGUUGACCGUCGAUAUUUUUCUCGACCCGACCUAUAACGGUAUCAAAGUUGAGAUUAUUCUUGCGUCAGAAGAAGAAGGCGGCUCUGCUGACCCCAUUGGUGUCUUUCUGGGCGGCACGCAAUAUGCUUUAGAUUCCGGUAACAGAAUAACCGCAGUCAAUCCUUAUCUUGCUAAUCCCCUUGCCAUCACCCCGCCCAAUAGCGUCACCUCAUAUCCUGGCUCGUCGCCACCUCUCUGGUUUGAUAUCUUAACCUCUGGUGCUCAAACUAUGGUCUUUGCGAUUUGUGAUCAGUCCGAUUCAGAAUGGGACUCUGGCCUCUUGAUCAAGGCUGAGGGUUGCGUUGAUUGCGAUACUGAUCUCCGCCUCGCCUAUGUGACGACCACGACUACAAUCCCGGCGGGCGAGGAUCCUUUUACCUCGACUACCACCGCUUCAGGGACUGUGUCUGGUACAAUCAGGAUCGGAGUACUAGCUACCACUAGUGAAGAGCCGACAACCACUACUGCUGAGGAAACUACAACAACUGCUGACUUUGGAACAACUACUACUACGGCCGACGAGAUCACUACUACUACCGCUGACGAAACAACAAGUACUACCGAAGCAUCCUCCACGGACUCAACUAGUGAUGACCCUACAACUACCAUCACUCAAGAGACUACUACAAUUGGAACCACCGAGAUAUCAACCGAGGCCAGCAGUACAAUCAUAUCGUCAACACAGCUGCCAGAUACUACCUCAACAACUCUUACGUCAAGUGAUACAAAGACAGAGUCUUCAACCAUUGUGACUGAGUCUGAUGUCGUCACUACAACAGCCCAAGAUUAUUCCACCGACAGUACGACAGAUACAGAGACGACCAAUAUUUCUGAUGCCCCCGUAAUUGGUACUACCACAACCUCGGUUGAUGUCGAAACACCCUCCCUAAGCUCAACAGUCUCGACCUUUACGAAUGAACCUAUUAAGAUUCCCAAUCCUGGUACUACAACGACAGCAGAGUCUCUGGAAACAACCACGGCCCAGCAGAUCGAGCCUUCAACCAACACUGCCACUCCCUCCUCCCUUAUAUCCGAGGAAGAAACGAGCUCCAGUGACGCCAUUACUUCAACAGCUGACGACGUGCCAACACCAGCAACAUCGACCGUUGCUACCUCGUCUGCCAUGCCGUCCAACCUAGCAGUGAUCGGAAACUUCAGGUUCUUCGGAUGUCUAGGAUCUCCAGAGGGCUAUCCCGGCUUUGAAUUGAUCGGUGAAACUCCCGACAUGACUACUACGGAAUGUGUAAGACUCGGAGCCGGGCGUGCUUAUAUCGGUAUCUACCUAAGAUCCUGCUAUGCAGCAGAUUCAUUAGACGCUGCCGACACAGUUGCAGAUGGCCGUUGCGAUUUACCAUGUCCUGGUGAUCCAGGCCUCUUCUGUGGUGGAGUGGUUGACACGAGCUCGGAUCCUGAAUCACGAUUCAAGUCCCGUGGACGUCUGAGCCGUCGAGAUGCUCCACCAGGCAUUCUUCUCACCUUGUAUGCUCAGAUUGAAGCCAUUUCUGGUACUCUGAGUUCUUCGGAUACUUUCAGUACUGUUGGCGCGAUAACAAGCAACUCUCUUUUACCUACUAGAGACUCUACCGUUCCCUUGCCUCUAUUCUCAAGCACACAAUCUUUCAUUAAUUCAGCUAUCACCGUUGAACCUUCCGUCCCUAUCACCCGAUCACAAGGUGGUAGACCCAUCAUCCCCCCAUUCCCAACAAGCGCCCCCUUCAAUGCGGGUAACUUUACAAGCACUAGAGUUGCAGCGGCACCAAUAGUCACUACCAUAACAUACACGGUUGUUAAUCCCAAUAACCCAUCACAGCUAACGGUGACCGAGUUUUGCAGCACCCUGAGGCCUUCUCCCUGUCGUCAGUGCCAGCACCAGCCGCGACCAACGGUGGAGAUGACAACCAUCAAAGUCGACUGCAACGCUUGUGGUCACUCGGGCGAGAACACUAUCAUUCUUGAAGUUCCAGCGGGCGCAGCUGUGGCAGCUCAGACAAGGCAGCACGCUGCUUAUCAAACUCACCGAGUGCAAUAUCACGAGCCCAGCCCCUAUGAACAGAGACCUUACCCUAUUGAGGGAGACUCUCAUAAUUGGCAAAAGCCCCGACCACAAAACGAUUUGCCCGCCACUGGAGACAGAUCACAUGAGGGCGAUGGAAGGUAUAAGUUUGAUCAACCUCAAACUUAUCACCAUCGUCCAAGCGGUGCUGGGGACUAUGAUGAAGACAAGCCGGCUGGGGUGAUCAAUACAGAACCAAGGCCUGAUGGCAAACCAACUAGUGUGACUAAGACUGAACCAAGACCGGAUGGCGAAGCAGCUGGUGGGACUGAGACUGAACCAAGGCCUGAUGAUGAACCAGCUGGUGUGACUAAGACUGAACCAAGACCUGACACGGUAGGAGGGGAUGGCCAGCCCAAGCCCCAGGAACCAACAUUCCACCGCAGGCCAGGGCCAGCAUUUACACCGGCAGCGCCGAAUGCUCCCAUCGUUGUGGUUUCAAGAGCCGUAGCGAAAACGAUGGAAGGGAUACUGAUGAUGAUGUCGCUUUUAACUGGACUUGUUUUCCUUUUGUAA